AUGAAAAGUUCCGCUAAGGACUUGAUCCAAAUCAGUUUACCAUCCAUCGAACGUCCGUUUGGAAUUUAUCUCUGGCCAAUUUUCAACAAGGUGUUUGAACUGGUGAUUGGAUACCCAGCCGACGAUUUCGAGUUUAUUUACCACAAGACUUUCCUUGCCAAUGGGUUCCAUGCGGUUAGUAUUAUUGUUGUUUACUAUAUCAUUAUCUUUGGUGGUCGUUCCUUGAUCAACAAGUUUAGGUUGCCAGCAUUAAAGCUCAAUUUCCUUUUCCAAUUGCACAAUAUUGUGCUUACAUUGUUGUCGUUGAGUUUGUUAUUGUUGUGUAUUGAGCAGUUGGUGCCCAUUAUUUACAAGCAUGGUUUGUUUUAUGCUAUUUGUUCCAAAGGUGCAUUUACCCAGAAGUUGGUGACAUUGUACUAUUUGAACUAUUUGACCAAGUAUUUGGAACUUGUUGAUACUGUUUUUCUUGUGUUGAAGAAGAAGAAGUUGUUGUUUCUCCACACUUAUCACCAUGGUGCCACGGCGUUGUUGUGUUACACACAGUUAACUGGUUACACUUCAGUUGAGUGGGUUCCAAUCACCUUGAAUUUGGCUGUGCAUGUUGUUAUGUACUGGUACUAUUUCCUUAGUGCCAGGGGUAUUAGAGUUUGGUGGAAGGAGUGGGUGACCCGUUUCCAAAUUAUUCAGUUUAUUUUGGACUUGGGUUUUGUGUACUUUGCUACAUACACACACUAUGCGUUCCGUUAUUUCCCAUCUUUGCCAUGUAUGGGAGACUGUCAUGGAAGUGAGUUGGCUGCUGCAUAUGGAUACUUGAUUUUGUCGAGUUACUUGGUGUUGUUUAUUAGUUUUUACAUCAAGGUGUACAAGACCAAGGGUGGCGAUGCAGCUUCAAAGAAGGCGGCCGGUGUCGAUAAGAGUAGGGAUGCAGCAACUGAUGGUGCAAAGACCUCUGGUGUUGAAACAUCACAAUCUAAAGUGAAAUCAAGAAAAGUAUAA
This is a messenger RNA of Lodderomyces elongisporus, 996 nucleotides long. It is a transcript of the gene FEN12, whose product is annotated as fatty acid elongase. Gene Ontology annotation, molecular function: fatty acid elongase activity. The transcript is spliced from 2 exons. The coding region runs from base 1 to 996 and encodes 331 amino acids. Gene Ontology annotation, cellular component: endoplasmic reticulum membrane. Lineage: Eukaryota; Fungi; Ascomycota; Pichiomycetes; Serinales; Debaryomycetaceae. The record is from RefSeq and is a predicted model, not a curated record. Gene Ontology annotation, biological process: fatty acid elongation, monounsaturated fatty acid; fatty acid elongation, polyunsaturated fatty acid; fatty acid elongation, saturated fatty acid.